Messenger RNA from Mesorhabditis spiculigera, 990 nucleotides. The record is from the annotation of a GenBank genome assembly. NCBI's taxonomy places the organism in Eukaryota, Metazoa, Nematoda, Chromadorea, Rhabditida, Rhabditidae.
AUGCUCAAGCUCGUCACCAAGUUGCGGAACAUCAACGUGAAGAACCAGGAUGACGAACAGCCGCCCGCCGACCCAACCACCGACAGCAGCGGCCACGAGACGGCCAAGCAGCCGCUCCGCAAGAGCGCCCGCCUCUCGGCAAAGUCGAUGCUCCACGACUCGGGCACCGAAUCCGACGACGAGGAGCUGGAGCGUCUCGAGAAGGAGAAGGUCUGCGACGAGUCCUCGAAGAACUACGGUGAUUUUCUGAACAGCCGCUCGCCGCCGACGUCGGCCUUCCUGAACUCGAUGUACGACCACGACUCGGAGAGCUGGGACAGCACGGGCGGCGAGUCGGGGAUCACCACCGGGUUCGAGUCGGCCGACUGCUCCCGCGAGUCCACCGACAUCCCGACACCGCCGCUCUGCGCGUCGGACGCGCGUCGCGGCGCCUUUCAGCGGACUACCUAUGCUAAAGGCGCCUUCGAAUUCCCGCCAAUGUCGAUGCACAACGCGGGCGAGAAGCGACGCCACUCCACCACGCAGACGUCCCCCCGUCAACAACGAGCAGCUGACCUCGGCCGCAAAGCUACGCGGAACCGCGCUGGGGGUCCGGCGGCGAAGUCGUCUCCGCCAAACGGCCCACGCGACAUCAUCGUGGCCGCCCGGCGUACCCCGAUUCGUGUGCUCGUCAACCGACAACUUGAGGAGAACACCACCCCGCCCCUGCGCAGCACAAGCCCGAUGCCGAUUGAGGGCAAGAAAUUGCUCGUCGACGACCUGGACAUUGGCUCGCCGCCAAGCCACUCCCUGGCCAAGCGCGGGCGCACGAAUGGCUACGGCCGCCCGACGCUCGACCUCGACAAAAUGCUGGAGCACCGGCUGCAGACGGACCCGUUCUCGCUGCGCGAGCACGACGACGUCGCCCUGGACGGCGUCUUCUACACGCGAAAAGGGCAGGGGCAGGGCCCGCAGAAUGACUGCACGUUUCGCCCGGUCGAGAUGAACAUC